ACCUCGAGUCUAGGAGUAUAAAAUAUCCACAGCCUCUUUCCCAUAAUUAAUUGUGCAAGGGACCAUGUGUGGAAAACGACAGUGAAAUUAAUAUUUGAAGACGUUCUCUUUCUGAAUGGGUUAUGGCCUCCUGUCCUGUAGGGGCAACCUGCCCACGUGCUGGUCCAGUUGGCAGCUGCAAUGGUGCGAAACUUCAAAGCACAAAGCCCUACCACCUUCCAGGAGCGGAUAAUGUAGAACAUGGCUUCCUCUGUGUGGGGUCAACUGUGGAUUUGGUCAGUGGUUCUGACUGCUAUGAAGUGGAUCCUCAUUACUCAAAACCAUGGGCAUCCCAGAGACUACCCAAAGUUCAAGAGCCAAGAAAAGAAGAGACAGGGAAAGCGAAGUCUUUGUUCAUCUCUGUAAUGAAAGUCCCUCUGCUGUUCCUCUUCCUCUAUAUGUUCGUCUGCUCCCUGGAUAUUCUGAGCUCGGCUUUCCAGUUGGCAGGGGGUAAAGUUGCAGGAGACAUCUUCAAGGAUAAUGUCAUUCUCUCUAACCCAGUAGCAGGACUAGUGGUGGGCAUUCUUGUAACAGUCCUUGUUCAGAGCUCCAGCACCUCCACAUCCAUCAUCGUCAGCAUGGUGUCUUCUGGUUUGCUUGAAGUGAGGUCUGCCAUUCCUAUUAUUAUGGGGUCAAACAUAGGAACAUCGGUCACCAACACCAUUGUUGCACUAAUGCAAGCUGGGGAGAGGAAUGAAUUCAAGAGGGCAUUUGCUGGUGCCACAGUUCAUGACUGUUUUAACUGGCUGUCAGUUCUGGUGUUGCUACCCCUGGAGGUGAUCAGUGGCCUCUUGAAUCGCCUCAGUAAAAUGGUGGUGAAGAGUUUUCAAAUCCAAAGUGGAAAAGACGCUCCAGAUAUCCUGAAAAUCAUUACUGAACCAUUCACAAAACUUAUCAUUCAGCUGGAUAAAUCUGUAAUCACAGGCAUUGCCACAGGAGAUGAGAGUCUCAGAAAUAAGAGUCUGGUGAAGGUGUGGUGCAAGACCAGCCAUGCUGUGUCCUUUGUGAAUGUGUCUGUGAACAGUCCAGUCAACUGCACUUCCACCCAUCAUUGUGGGAAUAAAGGAAAUACAACCUGGACCACUGUGAACCAGACAAUGGAAGUCAAUAUCCAUAAAUGUAAUCACCUGUUUGUCAACUCUUCCAUUCCAGACCUGGUUAUUGGGCUUAUCCUCUUGGCAGCUUCCUUAGUAGUUCUGUGUACAUGUCUGGUGCUUCUUGUGAAACUGCUUAACUCAGUCCUGAAGGGACACGUUGCAAAAGUUAUUCAGAAAAUCAUCAACACAGAUUUUCCGUAUCCAUUUGGGUGGCUGACAGGAUACCUAGCAAUGGUUGUAGGGGCAGGGAUGACUUUUGUAGUUCAGAGCAGUUCUGUGUUCACUUCUGCAAUCACUCCCCUGAUUGGCAUUGGUGUUAUCAGCAUAGAACGUGCCUAUCCCCUCACACUUGGCUCCAAUAUUGGCACCACAACCACUGCAAUUCUCGCAGCUCUGGCCAGCCCUGGGGACAAACUAGCAGCUGCAUUUCAGAUUGCCCUCUGCCAUUUCUUCUUCAACAUCUUUGGUAUAAUCCUGUGGUACCCCAUCCCAAUCACACGGUUACCUAUCCGUAUGGCCAAGACGCUGGGGGAGCGCACUGCCAAGUACCGCUGGUUUGCUGUGCUCUAUCUCAUCAUCUGCUUCCUCCUCUUGCCUUCCCUUGUCUUUGGGCUCUCCAUGGCUGGUUGGCAGAUCAUGGUGGGCGUGGGUGCGCCUUUUGUGGGAAUCAUGCUGUUCAUCUUCAUCAUCAAUUUCCUUCAGUCCAGGAGCCCCCAUCACUUGCCAAAGAAGCUCCAGAGCUGGGACUUUCUCCCAGGAUGGAUGCAUUCAUUGAAACCCAUGGAUGCUUUCAUCACCAAUGCCACCCUGUGCUGCACUGUCCACUGCAGCACCAAGAACAGUGAUGUUCAGGGUCAGCCUGUUUUCUCUGACAGCUUUGCAGAGAAAAAAGCCAAAAUGGCCUAUGAAAAUCCAGCUAUUACCUACAUAGAUGAGACCCCACUGGACACCCCUAUUGUCAAACUUCGUGGUCUGGAAAGGUGCAGUAGUACCCCACUGUAGUACAUAAGAAUAUGUUGUUGAAAAAGAACAGAAAUACAUGAUAAAAGAAUAUUUGUAUUUUAGAUGCCUCUACAGGGAGCAUGGAUAACUGCAGAUCAGCAGCCUUUAUAGCCAAGCAAUUCUUCUUCAAAAUAGCUGUAUGGUUGAUGAAAUUUGAGAAAGAUUCUAUAUUAUAUUUUUAUAAAAGAAAAGUACAUGUAAAAUGAAAACACAGUAUUUUAUAUAAGCAUGGUGUCAGUGCACAAAUAAUAUCUAUAGAGCUUACAAAAACACCUCAAAAGUUAAUGGAAACUUGUGGUUGUGGUUCAAUAUGCAUAAAUUCCUCUUUCAUGUACAGUAGAUGCUGCAGAACAGUACUGGCCAUGAGCAAUUGCAAAGAUUUCUGAUUAAAUGGUCCAGGCAAUGCUCUUUUAGCUUUCAGAGCAUCCACUGUUUUGCACGUUAUACAUGCUCUUAGCUGCUUGUCAGCUUCUGUAAAAAUUUGCACUUUGCACAUUAAGAUGUAUUGUAACAUUUAAAACAUUGAAGUGUUGGCACUUUUAGGUGUUAAAUUCCAGCAUCUGACAACUGUAACAAUUCAAUGACACAGAUACGUGUUAAGACUUUUUCUGCUUUCGCACCUUCUAUUCUUUAAUCUAAGAGCAAAACAUACCCUCAAAUAUAUUCAAUUAACUUUGCCAUGGCAUUGUGGAAGAAAAUACCAUGUGCAAUAUGUCUAACUGUACAGUUUUUUUCUGGGGAGUAUAAGAAAAAUUAACAACAUUUUGCUUGCACUCUUUCUCUCAAUAAUAUCUUAGAAUAUAAUGGAAAAUUAACAAUGAACCACUAAUAAACAUGUCUGCACACUCAUCCAGUACUAUACUGUUUAUCUUUUGUUUAACGCAGGUAAAAUAAUAAGAGAAACCUCAGAGCAGAGAUGUCGGCCUUAAGCAAUCAUGUAAUUAACUUUCAGUUUAGUGCUAAUAUAGCUUUAGUUAAUAUGUUUUAUGGAUUAUCCAGAGGCUUUGAAUAGCAUUCUAAUUAUAAUGCUUAACCUGUUUAGAGGAAUAAGAACAAAAUACUACACUGAAGAUACUUCAAAAUAGAUCAUACCCAUUUUAUAAACAAUAACUCAAUACUUUGUGUGAUGUGCAGAAUUCUAUAGAAGAAAAAAGGAAUGUUAGAUAUUAUUGAAAAACAUUCUUGCCUGACAGACUUUCAUAAAGAACAAUAAAUAAAAAUAAGAUCUUUAUGUUG
Lepisosteus oculatus (spotted gar) is the source of this 3374-nucleotide messenger RNA. It is a transcript of the gene slc34a1b, whose product is annotated as solute carrier family 34 member 1b. Gene Ontology annotation, biological process: sodium-dependent phosphate transport; intracellular phosphate ion homeostasis. The record is from RefSeq and is a predicted model, not a curated record. Lineage: Eukaryota; Metazoa; Chordata; Actinopteri; Semionotiformes; Lepisosteidae. Gene Ontology annotation, cellular component: brush border; apical plasma membrane; vesicle. Gene Ontology annotation, molecular function: sodium:phosphate symporter activity.